GGAGAAAGAACAUGGCGGGCGCAGCGGGGCCCGGGGCCGGUCCAGGUGCAGCCGGCGGAGAUGGAGAUGAUUCUCUCUACCCGAUCGCGGUUUUAAUCGACGAGCUCCGCAAUGAGGACGUGCAGCUCCGUCUCAACAGUAUCAAGAAGUUAUCGACUAUUGCUCUAGCACUCGGGGUGGAAAGGACUCGAACUGAACUGCUGCCUUUCCUUACAGAUACAAUUUAUGAUGAAGAUGAGGUGCUGUUAGCGCUCGCUGAGCAGUUGGGAAAUUUCACCGGUUUGGUGGGAGGUCCUGACUUUGCCCAUUGUCUGCUGCCUCCUUUGGAAAGCUUGGCUACUGUGGAGGAGACUGUUGUUCGAGACAAGGCUGUAGAGUCCCUGAGGCAGAUCUCUCAGGAGCACACUCCCGUUGCACUCGAAGCUCAUUUUGUACCUCUGGUGAAACGCCUGGCAAGUGGGGAUUGGUUCACCUCUCGCACAUCUGCGUGUGGUUUGUUCAGCGUUUGCUAUCCCAGAGCUUCCAAUGCUGUCAAAGCAGAAAUUCGACAGCACUUCCGUUCCCUGUGCUCAGAUGACACACCAAUGGUGCGACGUGCUGCUGCUUCCAAAUUGGGUGAAUUUGCAAAAGUUUUGGAAUUAGACAGUGUGAAAACUGAAAUUGUUCCAUUGUUCACGAAUCUAGCUUCAGAUGAACAGGAUUCUGUGCGCCUGCUAGCUGUGGAAGCUUGUGUCAGUAUUGCCCAGUUACUGUCUCAGGAUGACCUUGAGGCCUUGGUAAUGCCUACACUUCGGCAAGCAGCAGAAGAUAAAUCUUGGCGGGUUCGCUAUAUGGUAGCUGACAAAUUUUCAGAGCUCCAGAAAGCAGUGGGCCCCAAAAUCACGCUCAGUGACCUCAUCCCCGCUUUCCAGAGCCUCCUUAAGGACUGCGAAGCUGAGGUCCGAGCAGCCGCUGCCCAUAAAGUAAAGGAACUUUGUGAGAACCUGCCCACUGAAGGUAGAGAGACCAUAAUUAUGAAUCAAAUCCUGCCCUAUAUAAAGGAAUUAGUGUCUGAUACCAAUCAACAUGUGAAGUCAGCUCUAGCUUCUGUAAUUAUGGGAUUAUCUACAAUUUUGGGUAAAGAGAAUACCAUUGAACAUCUUCUGCCUCUUUUUUUAGCUCAGUUAAAGGAUGAGUGUCCAGAAGUUCGUUUGAAUAUCAUCUCCAAUUUGGAUUGUGUAAAUGAAGUGAUUGGAAUUCGUCAGCUCUCUCAGUCUCUCCUUCCUGCCAUAGUGGAGCUGGCUGAAGACGCCAAGUGGAGGGUGCGCCUAGCUAUCAUUGAGUAUAUGCCGCUGCUGGCAGGCCAGCUGGGUGUGGAGUUUUUUGAUGAGAAGCUGAAUUCUUUGUGUAUGGCCUGGCUUGUGGAUCAUGUUUAUGCCAUUCGGGAAGCCGCCACCAACAACCUCAUGAAGUUGGUCCAGAAGUUCGGUACCGAGUGGGCCCAGAAUACCAUCGUCCCUAGAGUGUUAGUGAUGGCAAAUGACCCUAAUUACUUGCACAGAAUGACCACUUUAUUCUGCAUCAAUGCACUGUCUGAAGCCUGUGGUCAGGAAAUAACCACUAAGCAAAUGUUGCCCAUCGUGUUGAAAAUGGCAGGAGAUCAAGUAGCAAAUGUCCGUUUCAAUGUGGCCAAGUCACUACAGAAAAUUGGACCAAUUCUAGAUACCAAUGCCUUGCAGGGGGAAGUGAAGCCAGUGCUGCAGAAGCUAGGCCAGGAUGAAGACAUGGACGUCAAGUAUUUCGCACAGGAAGCUAUAAGUGUUCUUGCCUUGGCAUAAAGAGGAACAGGAGGGAAAAGCCUUUACUAAAUUCUUAAUCCCAGAUCUCUACUCAAUGUGUUCUUACACUGGGUGGAGAAAAAUGGAAACCUUCAAGAUAUCAUCCAAGCAAAUGGCAACAACUUAGAAGAAAUCAGAUUUCAGUGACUUGAUGCUUUGUAAACAUGAACUGAGACUGACUUGAUGUCUCUGUCGGGAUAACUUGAAAGCCUUUCUUACUGACCAGUUGCUGACACUCCCUCAAAGUCCCCUUGAGUGUCUCCCAGGGUUUUCUUCAAGCACCAUUGAGGCUCUGCCUCCUCCCUUUUGAAUCAGGCCCCAGCCACAUAAGAUUCCAGACAGAGCCUGGAUGGAUUUGGACCCCGACAUGGAGUGGAGUGACUCUCUUACUGUUUACACGUUAUCUCUAUGCCUCUAGCUUUCCAAUGUUAAAACUAAAUGGUUUAGAAUAACUUACUUAUAAUUAUCUGUUUGGGAGAUAAUACUGAGAUUUGACUGUAGUGAAAGCCACAUCUUUCUGGUUAUGGAAGGUUAAUGUAUUGGUUGUUCUGGUGUUCGUUUGCUAAGUUUUGACUGUAAUCAUGUCAUGCAGAAGCCUGAAGUGGGUAUAUGUUGCUGCUAAUGUGUGAUGUUGAAAGGUAUCGAUUUCAACAGCUCAGCACUGUGACUGCCUUCAAAAACUCUCAUAAGAAACUUUAGUGCCCCCUACUAAGCUAUGGUUCUACUGCUUCAUUGUGAAGUUUUGUGUUUCAAGUAAGUGUAGGAACCACUGCACUGUCCCUGGUUCUGCCUCCAUCGAUGUUAGCAUCUUGCUGUUGCUACACUGCACAGUACCAAACUGAAGUUUUGCGCUCAGUGUUUUCUUGUGGUGUCGGUGAUGCUGGACCAUUUUUCUACUCUUGCACUGAAACUUCAUUAAUUUGUCCUGAACUUUAAGGUAGUAGGUAAAGCUGAAGUGUUUGCUGAUGCAAAUAGUUUAUGGAAAGCUGCUUGACACCAUUUUUAGAAAGCACCGGCUCAUCAGUGGGUACGCUGGUUGCCAAUCACCGUGUUCAGUUAUAGCCCACUCCUUCCAUGAGCAGCUCGACAGGUCCCACCUCUCUGAUGACUUCUGGGUGAUUUAAAUGGUUUUCAUCUAAUAGACUCCUUUUCUCCAGUGGACUUAGUUAAUGAGGUUUUACUGCAGCCUGUUUUUUCUCAGUGCAUCUCGCCAUGUAGUUUGGUGUUUUCCAUUUUGGUUUCUGAAUUGUUGAUUUUACUUACAAACUCUUUUAGAUAUAACAAGCCCUGUUGUGUUUUCUGAGGGCCCAAAGAUACCUACAAAACUUUGUACAUUAAACAUAAGUUACAUAAAACCAA
Phodopus roborovskii (desert hamster) is the source of this 3176-nucleotide messenger RNA. It is a transcript of the gene Ppp2r1b, whose product is annotated as protein phosphatase 2 scaffold subunit Abeta. Gene Ontology annotation, cellular component: protein phosphatase type 2A complex; cytoplasm. Lineage: Eukaryota; Metazoa; Chordata; Mammalia; Rodentia; Cricetidae. Gene Ontology annotation, biological process: protein dephosphorylation. Gene Ontology annotation, molecular function: protein binding; protein phosphatase regulator activity. The coding region runs from base 12 to 1817 and encodes 601 amino acids. The transcript is spliced from 15 exons. The record is from RefSeq and is a predicted model, not a curated record.